GACUGUGGUGUGGCUGGUGCCCACCCCUCCCACGUGACUGUGCACUCUGUGUCUCAGUUCGUGUGCCUUGCGGCAGGUACUUCUGGUGCCUCUCCUGGCCGGCUUGUGUCGCAGCCUCGGAGUGAACACUGUGUCUUCGGCGAUGUUUGGUCUUUGUGGCAGGAUACCUUUACGAGCUGGUGCUCUGACUUCCUGCCCAUUGCUGUCAUGGCCAGCAUCGCAGAUAGUGAGGUGACUUUUUGCAGCCGUGCCUUGCAGUAUGGUCUCAGUCAAGCUGUUGUUGACAGUCUUGCUUCGUCUGGCAUUAAGACGUACUCGUCAUUGCUUUUUGCGGUGGCCAGUGCUCCUGGGGCCAUCGACGAUGCUCGUCUUAAGGCUGCUCAGUCCAAGCACUUGGGUGCUGACCCGUCGGAGGGCUCGCUGUCCGCCUUUGCACGUUUGUUGUUUGAGGCUGGCACCUUUGUGGUUGCUGAGUUGCGCAGCAGUGUGGCUGGUGAGGAUGAUGGGUCCAAGAAGUUGACACAUCAGGAGCGGUCGAGCCGCAUGGCGGCCAUGAGGUCCAAGCUUGGUGCUUGGCCCAUUGCUGGGUCUUUUGAGCCCAGCAACUCCCUCAUCGACCAGGCCUUCUGUAUGAUCUCUGACUCAUCUGUUCGCUACAUUGCUCCCAGUCGCUGCAGUUCUCGUGAGCAAGAGAUUGUUAGUGAAAAGAGGGACGACACCCUCUUUCGGCUGGAGGCCAGUGCUCUCAAGGCUGCUCGGAAGCCUACUUUGUUGAAGGCUGAUGUCAGUAACGAGCUGCGCCUGUACCAAGCUUUCAGUCGCAGGGGUGUUGCGCUUGAGGUUGCCAACGUCUGUUCUUUCAGCACGCACGAGACGUAUGUCAGGGGGCUUUUUGAGCACUUGCAUCGGAUGGCCCCUCCGGGGUACAGCCCUCCUGGCAUUGACGCUGUCAUCGCUGCUGAUCGUGCUGUCUGGCAACAGGUUGCUUCUCAGGUGCCCUGUCUUCCUGCCGUCGACUCUGCCUCUGCUGUCGACGCUGCCCUUGCUGCUGCUGCCAACUCUCCGGGUGUGACUUUUCACGUUUUGCCUCGUGAGAAGAAGCGUGCCUUGGAGGACAAGAGCAGCCAGCCGUCCAAGUGGCCGCAGAAAGGCCAUACUUUGGAGGCGACUCAGACCGAGGUUUGGCCGGACUUGUCCGCUGGCCAUUCUUCUUCCACUGUGGAUUCGCUUGGCUGCGUUUCCGAUGUUUUUUCCGAGGCAUCUGCUGUGCAAGCCGCCGAUGAUGUUGUUUGCUCUGCCCCUGCCGUGCCCUCUGCUGCAUGCGUGGGCCUCAGUUUUGACAAAUCGCAGGAUGCUGUCGUGAGUGCUGCUGCUGCUCAUGGCAGUGGCCAAUCUGACUUCAUGAAAGCCGCCAGCUCGGUUCGGCACCCGUCUGAGGUUGAACUUGCGCCUCUGGAGCAUCAGCUCCACCAAGGUUUGGCUCCGCACUGUCGCAAGGUCUUACAGGGCAAAAGGCUGCUUCUUCUUGGAGAGCUGUUGCGGGGCAUGGGACACGAGGACUCUCACCUUGUGUCUGACAUCUGCUCGGGCUUUCGCCUGACCGGGUGGGUCAGGGCCAGCAACGUGAUGGAGCCCAAGCUUCGUGCACCCACUGAGUCUGCUGCCAACUUGUGGCGUCGGCGCAGCGACCUGAAUGGCCAGGUGUGGCGACAGACUGUCUCUACAGGUUGUGAUAGUCUGGACAAUGAGCUCUGGGAGGCUACUGUGAAGUAUUCUUCCAGUGGCUGGGCCAUGUUGCUGCCUGCAUCUGCCUGUGCUCCUGCCGACCUGCUUCUGAGUCGCAGGUUUGCUGUAGUCCAAGGGGAUCGUGUACGUGCGGUUGAUGACUUCAGCUUCAACGGGUUGAAUGACACGCUUGGCACCUGUGAAAAAGUCACCACCAUGUCUACUGUACACACGACUGCUCUGGGCCUUCGGCUGCUACGAGUGGCUAAGGCGCGCGGCAUGACCCUGUUGGGGCGCUGUUUCGACUUGAAGAGCGCGUAUCGGCAGCUACCGAUACACCUGAAUAAUCUGCCGUACGCUGCUGUUGCUGUGUGGUGCCCUGAAGCACAGACUGUUCGCAUUCUGCAGAUGUUUUCGCUCCCCUUCGGAGCCGGCGGCAGUGUGCCAGCCUUUGUCAGAGUAGCUCUAGCGUUGUGGCGAGUACUUUGCCGUUGUCUUUCAGUGCCUGCCACACUGUUCUUUGACGACUUUACCUGCAUGGUGCUGUCUCCUGACGCUGCUAGCGCUGAAGCUUCUGUGCAUCUGCUCUUCAGGAUCCUUGGAUGGCGCCUGGCCAUGGACGGCUCCAAAGCAGCUCCAUUUUCGGCACUGUUUCAGUCCUUAGGUGUGGUUUUCUGCCUUCACCCAGGUGUGGACUGCAGCCUCUCUGUCACCAACACUGAGGCUCGCAAGGCUGAGGUUGCAGCCUGGUGCUUAGAGAAACUUAGGGCCAAGUGUGCGACACCAAAGGAGUGUGAACAGUUUGCUAGCAGAGUGAGGUGGUUAGCAGGUCAGGUUUUUGGUCGCUCUGCCUCUGCUGCACUUCGUGUUCUGUUGCGCGCUGGUCGUGAAAGCCGCUCUUUCACUGCACGGCCUUUGUCGGCAGAGCUGGCUUGGGCCAUCAGGUGGAUACUUGAGAACAUACCCAAGGGUAAGCCGCGACGGUGGUCGUUGGGUACCAGAAAGAAGUUGCAUCUGUUUACUGACGGUGCUGUUGAGGGUGACGCUGCCUCUAUAGGAGGUGUUCUUUGCGACGGCUGGUGCCAGCCGCUCACUUGGUUUGGGUGCCAGGUUCCAGCCUCAGUGCUCGGAGGAUGGUGGUCGUCCGGCACGGACCAUCCCAUCAUUCAGUGUGAGUUGCUUGCAGCCGUGGUCGCCUGCCAUGUUUGGUGUGACCUGUUGUCUGCUGCCAACGUCUGCCUGUGGGUGGACAAUGAGGUCGUUCGUUUUGGCAUCAUAAAUGCUUUCAUACGGCCGCCGUCUGCCAUGCACAUGUUGACCAGGCUUCUGCAGGCUGAGGUGUCUGCCGACAUUGGCAUGUGGUUCUGUCGUGUGCCUUCGCACAGCAACCCGGCCGAUGGGCCCAGUCGUGGCGAGACUCCGCCAUUCUUGGCGCAGGCCUCGGACAAGUACACUUGCUCCUACUGCUGGCCCCUGUGGGUCUGCUGGUCCUGGGACCUUACAGCACGACUUCAGGAGAGCUCCAAGCGUGUGCAGGCUCUGUGCAAAUGGUCCAACUUGCUGCGCAUGGAGCCUGACAUGUUUUCUGCCUCGACUGUUGCCAAGUUGCCUGACGGUGGCGAUCAGGCUGUUGUCGAGCACUUGGAUGUCUUGUUCAGCAAGAAGAGUACCAACACCUUACUGACUCGAGCUUUCCCUCUGACCCGUCUGGUGCUUUGGCACAGGCGCACCAGUCCUGAGGAGAGCCUCUCUGAGUCUUUGCUCUGGCUCCACUGUCGUUGGCUGCAGGGGUGUGCAGCUGCUUCCAGCAUUGACGGCCUGGUGAGCAGUUUCAACUUCGUACAUGGCACCCUGGGCCUCCGACUCUCUGUGCAGGAGCUCUUGUCCGCACGAGUCAAGGGCCUUGCUCACGCUCACCUGAAGACUAAGGAAGACGUCGACCAAGCUCCUGCUCUCACUGUGGCUCAACUAAGGUGGUUGGAGUUCUACGCUGCCUCGGCUGACGACCUCUACGAGAAGUUGGUGGCCUGUACGCUUUGCUUCAUGGUCUACGCGCGCGCCCGUCGCAGCGACUUGGCAAGGGCGACUCACAUUGACUUCGACCUGACGCCUGAUGGCUUGGAUGGCUUUGUGGAGUGCCGUGUCAAGAACCCGAAGCAGGCUAAAGCAGCCAGUCGUCGCAACCUGUUCUUGCCCCUGACGGCGCUGUUCACUGGCUUGUCAACGGUGCCCUGGGGUGCCACCUUUUUUGGCUGUGCGCCAAGCCAACGGUCUGUCGACGUCUGGUGCACUGGACCAUCCGCUGUUGCCUGCUUUGUCGACUGGAGGAGCAUCCUGGCCAAGGCCCCUGAUGCUGACCUCGGCCUCAUCGCCAAGGUUCGCUCCCACAGCUGCAAGGCAACGCUGAUGAGCUGGGGUGGCAAGGCAGGUCUGAGUGAUAAGACGUUGAACUUCCUGGGCUACCACAGCCAAGGCGCGAAUAUGGCCAAUGUCGGGUACAGACGUGACGCUCUGGCUGGGCCUCUUCGCGAACUUUGUGGAGUUGUUAGCUCUGUUAAAGCUGGAAAGUUCGCACCUGACGAGACACGCAGUGGACGCUGGCAUGAGCCUGCCAGCCCUGUCUCCUCUGCGUCUGUGGUGACUUCACCGCCGAGUAGCGCGGAGAAGAAGGGGGCUGACUUACCUGUCGUU
Symbiodinium sp. CCMP2456 is the source of this 4416-nucleotide messenger RNA. The record is from the annotation of a GenBank genome assembly. Lineage: Eukaryota; Dinophyceae; Suessiales; Symbiodiniaceae.